This is a messenger RNA of Engraulis encrasicolus (European anchovy), 5169 nucleotides long. RefSeq names its product glutamate receptor, ionotropic, delta 2 (Grid2) interacting protein, a (gene grid2ipa). Gene Ontology annotation, molecular function: protein binding. Gene Ontology annotation, biological process: regulation of DNA-templated transcription. The record is from RefSeq and is a predicted model, not a curated record. Lineage: Eukaryota; Metazoa; Chordata; Actinopteri; Clupeiformes; Engraulidae.
AUGCGGCGCUUCCUGCGCAGCCAGAAGGGCCGCUUCUCGCUCCGCCAGAGCCGCUCGGGCUCCACCCGGGGCUACCGGAGCGCCUCCAAAGACUUCUACCUCAUGAUGCCGCCAUCUAACCAGGGGUGGCCGGAGGACUUUGGCUUCCGGCUGGGCGGGGACGGGCCGAGCUACAUCCUGUCGGUGGUGGAGGGCAGCAGUGCCCACAUGGCCGGUCUGCAGCCAGGGGACCAGGUGCUGGAGGUGGACGGCCAGAACGUGUCCACGCUCAGCCCCCCUGCCCUGGUGGCCAUGGCCAAGACCAUCAAGACCGUGCCGCCCAGCAUAGGGGUGGUGUCCCGAAUCGAACAGAUUGACAUCAUCCCAGGCCCUGAUGGCCGUUUUGGCUUCACCAUAGUAGGGGACAGUCCGCUGCUGGUGGAGGACUGCUUGCCCAGUUCCCCGGCGGGCCGCUGCGGACUCCGCGCGGGCGACUACGUGAUGGAGGUGAAUGGGCUACCGGUGAAGCAGCAUGAGAUGGCUGCGGCCAUGAUCAAAGCUUCGCAGGGCCGCACGCUGCGCCUGGGCGUCCUCAGCAUCAACCGCUGGCAGCGCCGCUCGGUUAGCGCUAGCAUGAAGGAGGCAGCGGCUAGUGGGGAGAGUGUGCGCCAGGACCGCAAACACAAAGCACAGGAAUUUAAUAAGAAGGUGGAGGAGAUCCUGGGGGACGAGCCGGAGGUGAAGGAGCGUCUGUUUGAUGUGCUGAAGCAGUAUGCCACCGAGAGGGACGUGGAGAACCUGGCCUACCUCCUUCCGGAGAUCCUCAUCACCGAGGAGCAUCAGCAGCUGAUUGACAGUGUCAGGAUCUUCAUCCCCAAGAAGCACCGGCAGCGUUUCGACGAUGUGGUGUCCCAGAGCCUGAUGAGCCGCCUGAGGGGUCGCAGCUUCAGCGAGCACCGCCACAACCGCCUGCGCCGCAGCCGCAGCGAGGACCACCCCGAGCGCCUGCUGGUGUCCACGCGGGCCAGCUCCGUGCCACGCACGGCCCACGAGGAGGGCCUGCCCCCGGCCUCCCGCGGCCUCCGCAAGACCACCUCGCUCAUCGCCGGGGGACACGCCAGCGCCGCCAACGCCACCAACCGCAGGACUGUGCGAGUGUACAAAGGCAAUCAGAGUUUUGGCUUCACCCUGCGAGGCCAUGCUCCAGUCUGGAUUGACUCCGUUAUACCAGGGAGCCCUGCGGAACAGGCGGGUCUGAAGCCUGGAGACCGCAUCCUCUUCCUCAAUGGACUGGACAUGAGGAGCUGCUCGCAUGAGAAGGUGGUGUCCAUGCUGCAGGGCAGUGGGGCCAUGCCCACCCUGGUGGUGGAGGAUGGGCCCGCCAUGUUCGUGCUGCCCGACCCGGAGCUCCAGCAGCAGCAGGGCAUGGGCAUGGGGGUGGGCGGCGCCUCCCCCCAGGGCCGCUCGCGCUCCCGCUCCCCCGUGCUCACCUCGCUGCAGUGGGUGGCCGAGAUCCUGCCGCCCAGCAUCCGCGUGCACGGACGCACCUUCAGCCAGCAGCUGGAGCACCUGCUGACCCCACAGGAGCGCUACACCAUCUGCAAAGCUCUGGAGGCCUUCUUCCAGCACAGGAACGUGGACACGUUGAUAGUGGACGUCUUCCCAGUGCUGGACACGCCGGCCAAGCAGGUGAUCUGGCAGUUCAUCUACCAGCUGCUGACCUACGAGGAGCAGGAGCACUGCCAGAGCAAGAUCUCACGCUUCCUGGGAUACAGGGUCACAAUGCCCUCUGUGGAGGCUGAGCCGGCCCCUGAGCCCCAUCGGCGCAGCAGCUCCAUGAAAGUGACGGGCACGGCGUACAGGGGCAGCGUGAGGGGACGCAGCUCUGACGACCUGGUCAUCGGAACUCACCUGGGCAUGGGUAUCCGCACGGAACCCAUGGAGAUGAUGGGCAUGAGGCUGGCACCUGGAGAGAGGCAGUCUGGAGAUGGCACAUCCCUACCCGAGACGCCCAACAACCUCACCAACCUGUCAGCGGUGUAUGCGGAGCUGGAGAAUGCCUACGCAGGGAAGAGGUCAAAGUCCCUGAAGAGCCGGCCCCCGCCUGCCCCCGACACCCUGGUGGACCCCUUCCCUCACGCACCCUCCCCCUCCAUGCGCCAGACCUCAGGCAGCAGGAAGGUUCAUCCUGCGCUCCGCCAGUCCCCGCAGCCCUGGACGGAGCCCGUGCCCGAGCCCCAAUACUACCCCCCAGUGCUGCCCACCCAGACCAGCGGCGAGUCCAACCCCUACAUCAGCCUGGACAGCCCCCCGCCCUCGCCCCCAGACUUCGCCCCCAGCCCGCCGCAGCAGCGAUUCCGCAAGCGCUACACCUUCUCGCGGCCGCCGCGUUCUGUAGACACUGAGCACUUCCUGGACGUCCUCAGCCAGCAGCUGGGACAGCCGCCGCCCAUCACGCCUGAUGACUUCCUGUCUCCGGAGAACGACUAUGAGGAGGAUGUUGUCCAGAUGGGCUUCCAGGACCUGGAGGAUGAGGAGGAUUUGGAGGAUGACCUCGACGUCAUCGAGGACGAGGGAGAGGAGGAGGGUGGUGGCGUGUUCCUGCCGCCGGAGCUCAGCAGCGCCAGCGAGCUCCACAGCGGGGCCAGCAGUGAGGACGGCAGCUCCCUCACCUACUCCACGGGCUCCGAGCCCAUCCCCCCGCCCCCGCUUAGCCCGCCUCCCCCACCGCCCGUCCAGUUCAACGAUCCGUCAGGGAAGCAGGUGGUGGUGGUGGUGGUGGUGGGGCAGCAGCAGCAGCAUCAGCAGCAGCGGCAGCCCUACACCCCCGAGCACGGAGGCAGGGUGCUCACCUUCCGCCGGCAUCCCGGACCUCCGCCACCUCCCCCGCCACGCUCCAACCCUCCACCCACGUCCGCCUCCUCCUCUUCCGGGCCCAAGAGGGCCUCGCUCCACAAGGUGCUGCCCACCCGUGAGGACCUGAUGCUGGCCCAGGCCCAGCAGCAUCAGCAGCAGCAGCACCAGCUCCAGCAGCACCAGCAACAGCUCCAGCAGCAGCAGCACCAACAGCAGCUGCAGCAGCAACAGCAGCAGCAGCAACAUCAGCAGCUCCAGCAGCAGAUCCAGCAGCACCAACAGCAGCUCCACUCGCUGCAGCUCUACCAGGAGCCGAUGGGCGGCCAGCUCCAGGAGCACCACUCCCUCCCCGUGCAGCCCACCACCGAGCAGCAGGCCGCCGCCAUCCAGGCGGCCAUGCAGGCCCAGCAGCACCACCAGUCCCUGCCCCCCUUGCCCACGCCGGAAGCCGUGGCCCACUACCAGAUGCAGCAGGCCCAGCAAGCUCAUCAGCUGCAGCAGGCUCAGCAGGCCCACCACAUGCACCAGGUGCAACAGGCCUACCAGGUCCAGCAGCAGCAGCAGCAGCAGCAGCACCACCACCACCGGCACCACUCCCACAGCCCCAUACAGCAGAUCCAGCACAUCCAGCACCAGGUGCAGCCGCCCCCGCCACAGCAGAUCCCCCACCAGACCCAGCCCAUCCCCAUCCACCAGACCUACCCGCCGGCCCAGCCCACUCACCUGCUCCAGCAGGUGCACCAGACCCACCCCAUCCAUCACUCCUACUCGCACCCGCUGCACCCCAGCCAGCAGUACCAGCACCAACAGCAGCACCAACCGGUGCUGACCACCUUCCAGCCCCUGCCGCCCCAGCCUCCACAGCAGCCUCCUCAUCCCCCGCAGCCUCCUCCACCGCCCCAGCAGCCCCAGCCCCAUCAGCAGCAGCAGCAGGCCAGGCAGAGUCCCCAGCCCCAGGCUAUGGCUCAGGGGCAGGUCCAGGGCCACAGUGGCGGUGGUCACCACCAUCAGCACCACCACCACCACUCCCAGCCUCAGCCCCUGCGGUCGGACCACCCCGAGCUGGAGCCUCCUCCACCCCCUCCGCCUCCGCCCCCCUGCGGGCCCCCUCCGCUGCCCCGACAGCCCACGCUGGACGCCCACAUGAACGUCAAGCGGCUGCGCUGGGAGCAGGUGGAGAACUCGGAGGGAACCAUAUGGGGACAGAUGGGAGAAGAUUCGGAUUUCGACAAAUUGAGUGACAUGGUGAAAUAUUUGGACCUAGAGCUGCACUUCGGAACUCAGAAGGCAGCAGUCGCCCCUCCAGAACCCGCACCUCAGCCUGAGACCUUCAAGAAGACUAAAGACGUGGUGGAGAUCCUGUCCCACAAAAAGGCCUACAACGCCUCCAUUUUGAUCGCCCACCUGAAGCUGUCUCCAGGGGAACUGCGUCAGGUUCUAAUGACCAUGGCAACGGAGCGCCUGGAGUCGUCACACAUCAAGCAGCUGCUGUUGUACGCCCCUGAUGAGGAGGAGGUGAAGCAGUACGAGUUAUACAGGGAGGAGCCCAGCAAACUCAGCGAGCCUGACCAGUUUGUGCUACAGAUGCUAUCUGUUCCAGAGUAUAAGACACGUUUGCGGAGCUUGCUGUUCAAGACGUCUCUCCAGGAGAAGACUGAGGAGAUGCGCGGGGCCUAUGAAUGUGUCUACACAGCCUCCAUGGAGCUCAAGACCAGCAAGAAGCUGGCCAAGAUACUGGAGUUUGUGCUGGCCAUGGGGAAUUACCUAAACAAUGGGCAGCCCAAGACUAACAAGACCACUGGGUUUAAAAUCAAUUUCCUCAACGAGCUCAGCACAACCAAAACUGUGGAUGGGAAGUCCACCUUUCUGCACAUUCUGGUCAAGUCCCUUUAUCAACACUUCCCCGAGGUGCUGGACUUUGCCAAGGAAUUGACAACAGUGCCUCUGGCAGCAAAAGUGAAUCAGAGGAUCAUCAUCUCUGACCUGAAUGACCUCCAUGCUACCAUCCAGGAGAUUCGCUCCUCUUGCCAGAAGAUGCCGGCCACAAACGAGGACCGCUUCGCUGUCGUCAUGAGUGGCUUCCUGGAGAACAGCCACCCGGUAUUGCAGUCUCUGGAGUCGCUGCAGCAGAGGGCCAUGGAGGAGUUCUCCCGCGUGGCCUCCUUCUUCGGAGAGAACAGCAAGGCCACCACCAUAGAGGCCUUCUUUGGCAUCUUUGCAGAGUUCAUGACCAAGUUUGAGAGGGUCUUGAGUGACAGCCAGGCAGCAGAAAAUCCCCCAAACCCUCCAAGGAGUCCCCGAAGCCCACGCGUGGCAUCACCCCUCGCAUGGUGA